This is a messenger RNA of Doryrhamphus excisus (bluestripe pipefish), 2999 nucleotides long. RefSeq names its product Bardet-Biedl syndrome 12 (gene bbs12). Gene Ontology annotation, biological process: chaperone-mediated protein complex assembly; photoreceptor cell maintenance. The record is from RefSeq and is a predicted model, not a curated record. Gene Ontology annotation, molecular function: ATP binding. Lineage: Eukaryota; Metazoa; Chordata; Actinopteri; Syngnathiformes; Syngnathidae.
UGCCAGUUCCAUCGGUGUCAAAGAGGUCAAACGCCUCCUUGAUCUCCUGCUUCUGUUCCUCGCUCAGCUCAAUCUUCGAAGCGGUUUUCUUCUUCAGGCUGGUCGACGGGGCUGCUUUCCGGUAAGAUGUCGCCUGGGAACACACCAGGGAAGCAGAAGAUGGACGCUAACGUUACUUUAGCAGACAUAAACGAGACAGUUUGGACUUCGCCGUCAUGCUAGCUGGUGUUAGCUUCCAUGCUAGUCUCACCACAACAAGUAGAUAUGACUCUAAAACGUACCAUUUAAAGUUGUUUCCCGGGAGGACUUUAGCGGAUGCAAACUUAUCACCGAGACACCGGAAGUGAAAGAAAAAAGAUGCGUUCGGUUUUACCGCUCACAAGUGACGAACACCCGCUUCUCCAAUCCGCCGCAAAUGCAAUAUUAUCGAUAGUCUUCGUUGCGUGUGUUGCGGGUUAACGCGGAUGGCGUAACGCCUUGUGUUGAUUGAGCUUUAAUUCAGUCGUCAAGGUAAGGCGAUCGUUGUGCGGACGUCCACAACAAAACUAUUCAACAAGUGGGUAGAUUCUCCCAACAGGGACGCGACAACCAGUAAGGAUCCAGACAUGGCCGUGACGUAAACAGAAAAGCCAAUCAUGUAAGGAAGUAGGCGGGAUAUAGUUUAGUCGGCCAAUCGUUGUCGACCCCGGUCGUCUCCAUGCCAACCAUAUACAUGACGCAUGCGCAAUGAGUGAUCGCUGGUGGGGUGACGGUCAAUGGACGUGUAACAUAAAUAAGGCAAUGAUGGGAAGCACAAUAAUAAACCAGCGACAGCAUGUUGGACUGCAGAAGCUGUUGGCACUGGCUGCGACUGCAAGUUCCUCACUGGGACCCAGUAAGAAGCUGAAGUUUGUCCAGGACGAAGCGAGCGGUGAGUCCAUUCUUGUCGGCUCAUGUUUACGCAUCUUGGACAACCUGGAGCCCACCUGCGCCGUGGGCCAGUUGGUUUACGAGACCAUCAAAGCCCAUCACAAGGCUUACGGCACGGGGUCAGGAUGUCUGCUGUUCCUGGCGGGAGCGUGGGGUCGUGCGGCUCUGGUGUGCCUGCAGAGUGGGGGUUCGCUGCCUCACGUUGUCGCAGCUUUGAUGGAGGGCAUGGAUGUAUGUGUGGAUGUUUGCAGAAAGAGCAGCAUUUCAUUUGAGGAUCUUUGCGCAUCACCGUCAAGUCAACUAUCGCAGGAACGCAUCACAAAGGCACCGUCCAACUCACAAAUGACCCCCAAAGGACAAAAAGCCAUCAAAAUGAAGCUAAGUCGCCAUUUUUGCAAGACGGAACCUGAUAGUUUUUCAGUUCUGGAGCCUCAACUUCCUGAUACUGCACACCUUGCUGUAGGACUGAAGCAUGGCUCCGACAAUGCCAUGGAUCUAGUACUCCAAGCCAGUUGUAUCCAGUUAAAAAAUACCCCAAAAGACACACACUUUUACUUUGAUGUUAGCAAAGUGCUGACUUGCGUGCUACCAGGCUUCUCAGAGGACCAAGCUCACGUUUCUCCAGGCUGCGUUCUUCUUCUCAACUCUGACCAGUCUUUAGUUGCACGCCAUCUUCGGGACACGGCGCUGAAUGCGGCUUUUAUUCGCGGAGAUUUAUCGUACACUUACCGCCAUCUUGGCUUCAACAGGCCUACGGGUGUGAAAUGUGUCGCAGAUCAGCCAUGUUUGUUAAGCAAAGACGAAGAAUGGACGGAAAAGGUUCUUGCGCUUCUGUUGCACCUGAAAGUGGAUCUGGUUUUGGUCAGCGGACUUGUCAGCGAGGAAGUUCUUCAGCGCUGCUGUAAGCAUGGAAUACUUACAGUGGGAAAAGUCAGCGCGUUGAUAAUAACGGAGAUGGCGAAGGCUACCGGAGCUGUUCCCGUCACAUACGCCACACAGCUAAGCAAGCGCUGCAUCGGCACCGGAGUAAAAGUCGGUAUAUGGAGGGAAAUUCCGAGCGAUCAAAGGACGUCUGUGAAUAUUUACCUGAGCGGGAACACACAGUUGGUCACGGCCGUCAUCACCAGCUUCGUACACGGGAAGCUGCAGGUUUUGGAGGACCGCUUUUGGGCUUGUGCAUAUCGGCUACAUCACGCCUUCAAGGACAAAGCCGUGUUACCCGGCGCCGGAGCGACCGAGAUGCUUUGCGUGUAUCACCUGCAAAAGCAAGCUAAUGUUGAGCAAAAAAGAAACUCCAUCGGUGGCGUUGUUCUGCACCUCAUGGCGGACGCUUUUAUCGAUUAUUUAUCCACUGUCAUGGCCAACUGUGCCGGGAUGUCACAAAUCCAAGCCAGGACUGCAGUCAAACAACAGAUGCAAGACUUUAACGGAGAUUGUAGCGUUUCCGCGGACUUGCCCACACUUGUCCUGGACACUCGGUCCAAAUCUGGAAAAGUCUACGACAAUUUGAGCGUGAAGCAGGAAGUGUGGAGGAGAGCCUUGGACUUGGUUUUGCUGGUCCUGCAGACGGACGCCGAGGUCAUUACCGGUGUGGAUGAGAGAAACCACAACGCAGCAGAGCUAAUGUUUUUAUGAUUUGGGGAAUCACGGAAUGAUACACAAGUGUACGUUUGUUUGAUAUCGAUUGAUUGCACAUCACAUGACCAAAUGCUAAACCCGAUAAAUACAGUUUUCAACUUUCAAACGGUACACUCAUCGAUUUUACUUUGCAAUAUAUCACGGUACAAUUAUCGCUUUCUCUCUCUAUAACGCAUUUUAAUUAAUUAUCACUGUACUCCAAAUUGUCCAUAGUUAUGAAUGUGAGUGUGAAUGGUUGUUUGUCUAUAUGUGCCCUGUGAUUGGCUGGCCACCAGUCCAGAGUCUACCCCCCACCUCUUGCCCAUAGACAGCUGGGAUAGGCUCCAGCACCUCCCACAGCAGUAUCACUCGGAUACUGUGAACAUCCAGCAGCAACACAACAUUUUGGCAUGACUACUAUUCAUUCAUUCAUUCAUUCAUUCAUUCAUUCAUUUUCUACAGCUUUUUCCUCA